UACGGACGGCGUCAGCAUGCCGCUCGCGCUCUCCGGGCAAACCCUUCUCCGAGCCGCGCGUUUCGUCGCGCGAAAGGACCGCUUUCUCCGUCUCCAUGGUUGUUCCACUCUUUUGAGAUGCCAGUGCUUUAGUUCAGAAAAUAAAGCAGCAGAAAAUGGCCCAGUGACUCCAAUGUUGAAACAUCUCAUGAUGAAAAUAAAGUCAACUGGUCCCAUUACAGUAGCUGAAUAUAUGCGAGAAGUUUUGACUAAUCCUGUGAAGGGAUACUAUAUGCACCAAGACAUGCUAGGAGAAAAAGGAGAUUUUGUUACUUCACCUGAAAUAAGUCAGAUCUUUGGGGAGUUAAUAGGUAUUUGGUUUGUUAGUGAAUGGAUGGCCACUGGCAAACCAAACAAAUUUCAGCUGGUGGAAUUGGGCCCAGGUAGAGGUAGCCUUACAGAUGAUAUUUUACGGGUUUUUAAUCAGCUGAGCUCUUUGCUUAGUAAAUGUGAUAUUUCUGUUCAUUUGGUGGAGGUCAGUCCCAAAUUAAGUGAGAUUCAAGCAUCAGUAUUAACAGAAGAAAAGACAGAAUUACAAGAGGGGCCUUCCGCUUACUUGCAAGGGGUUACUAAGACCGGACUGCCAAUUUCCUGGUAUCGAGACUUGAAUGAUGUGCCAAUAGGCUAUAGUUUUUAUUUAGCACAUGAAUUUCUUGAUGCUCUUCCUAUACAUAAAUUUCAGAAAACAGAAAAAGGGUGGUGUGAGUUGUUGGUUGACAUUGAUCCAGAAAGUCCUGAUAAGCUGCGAUUUGUCCUUGCACCAUCUGUCGCUCCAGCUACAGAAGCCUUCAUACAUAGCAAAGAAUCCAGAAAUCAUGUGGAAGUGUGUCCUGAUGCUGGUGUUAUCAUCCAGAAGCUGGCCCAUAAUAUUGAAAAGAAUGGAGGAGCUGCACUGGUUGUAGAUUAUGGUCAUGACGGAACCAAAACAGAUACUUUCAGGGGUUUCCGUGGUCAUAAACUUCACGAUGUGUUACUAUCCCCAGGAACAGCAGAUCUCACAGCAGAUGUUGACUUCAGUUAUCUGCGAAGAAUGGCACAGAAAAGAGUAGCCACAUUGGGUCCCAUAAUCCAACAGGAAUUUUUGAAAAACAUGGGCAUUGAUACCAGAUUGCAGGUACUAUUGCAGAAUGCUAGUGAUGCAGUUACUCACAAUCAGUUGCUCCGAAGUUAUGAAAUGCUGAUGGACCUAGAUAAAAUGGGAGGGCGCUUCAACUUUUUUGCCAUUGUGCCUCACUACAGAUGUAUGGCUUCAGACCAGCUAAUGAAGCCGGGUCACUCAACAUCACUUUCAGCACCUAUUGCUGGCUUUGGUGAACUUCUAUGGAAGUGAACCCUAAAUGUGAAAAUUUUUAUGUCAAAUAUGCAGGUGUCCUAUAGCAAUCCAUUAUGGAAAUAGGUUUCAGAUAAAACGAACAUGACUUAUGUCAAAUACCCAAUAAUUCCAUUAUUAUUAUAUCAUGUAACAUGCUCCCAGAAUAAAAAAUUAUGGCUUCAGUAAAACUGGGUGGAAAAAUGCAUCUCUUGUUCAUCUAAUAUUGUGUUAAUAUUGUAAAAUGUACGUGAUUGUACUACCUAGUAUUAAGCCUUGUGGUAAUUAUUUUAUUUAUAUCAUUUGUAAUACCACUCCACAUCUAGAGAGAUUCUGGAGCGGUGAAUAAGAGAUAAAAUGAAAAAAGACACCUGCCACAGGCAUUUACUAGAAAAGAGCCUAGUUAGAGGCAGAAAAAAUUAGGCAUGAUACAAACUGAGGGGGGAAAGUGU
Messenger RNA from Elgaria multicarinata webbii, 1800 nucleotides. It is a transcript of the gene NDUFAF7, whose product is annotated as NADH:ubiquinone oxidoreductase complex assembly factor 7. NCBI's taxonomy places the organism in Eukaryota, Metazoa, Chordata, Lepidosauria, Squamata, Anguidae. Gene Ontology annotation, biological process: mitochondrial respiratory chain complex I assembly. Bases 17 to 1369 code for a protein of 450 amino acids. Gene Ontology annotation, molecular function: protein-arginine omega-N symmetric methyltransferase activity. The transcript is spliced from 10 exons. The record is from RefSeq and is a predicted model, not a curated record. Gene Ontology annotation, cellular component: mitochondrion.